AUGCCAUCAUCACCACCAGAAGCAACAUCACUAUCGGCGGGUGGAUCUCGAGCAGCUCCUCCGACAAUAACAACGGCGACUCCCUCACCACUCUCCAAUCCCCCUCCCAGCUAUUUUCUCUCCUCCAACCUCCGCCGUUUGUCCUACGCUUCUGUUCUGUCGGGCGCUGCGACUGCACCUGAGAAUACUACCACUGACCGUUUAUCGUGGGAUCCGCCUGACAACCAUCGUCAUCAUCGUCUUUAUCUUCCCCCGCCUUUCCGUCAUCAGCUUCAGGACCACAACCACAACCACCUCCAGAAUCCCUUUUCUGACGGCCAGACUCCAUUCUCUCCUUUGCUGCUGAAUGCCGAUAUGCAGAUGAAUUCCGCUGCUUGGAGGUCGGGAACGACGGCGACAUACAGUAGCAACAAUAAUACUACGACUACGACCGAACAUCCCCUGCCUCCCUACUCUCGAAAAUUCGUCAGUUACCCUCAAUAUAACAACUAUAAUAAUACGUUCCUUCACGGUCCCGGCAGCUUACACGACCCUUUCAAUCCCGCCCCGUUCUUCACACCCUCCUACCUCCGAAACUCAAGCUACGCCGCCCGACUGCAGUCCGACCAUCGAGCUCGAAUCGCAUCCGGCGAGAACGAUGAUAUCCCCCUCCCAUCGAACCCCUUCUCAACACUAUCUUCUUCCUCAUCCUCCGCCUCGAGCCAUGCGAAUUUACCCCGGAUAGCUCCGUCUCAUCGCGGCAUGACCCAUGAGGUCAUCGAGCGAGAACCCCCCAGCAUCGACGACCAUAUUCCCCCGCUGCCGACUCGAUGGAGUGAGACGGACAAAUACCCGACACUUGAGAUGAUGCAUGGGGGUCUGGAGCUUCGGUACACAGGGCCGCUCAAUAAGCAUGAGCAUGAAGCAGCUGCGGCGCGUACGGAUUAUCCGAUGCCACCGCAGUGUGGGAUCUAUUAUUUUGAGGUUACGAUUCUGUCGAAACCGAAGGAUGGGAUGAUUGGCAUCGGGUUCUCUGGUGGUAAAGCGUCGAACGAGAGACUCCCCGGGUGGGAGACAGACUCAUGGGCCUAUCAUGGAGAUGAUGGCAAAUCGUUCUUUGGGGAGAAUCAGGGACAGGGGCGACCGUAUGGUCCAACAUUCGGUGUGAAUGAUACUGUCGGCUGUGGUGUGAAUUUUGCUACGGGAUGUGCGUUUUUCACUAAGAAUGGUGUCUUUCUCGGAAAUGCGUUCCGGGAAUUGAAAAACAUGAAGUUGUACCCGUCAGUAGGGAUGAAGAAACAUCCUACUGUUCAUCUGAUCUCCAACUUUGGGCAACAGCCAUUCAUGUUUGAUAUUGAUGGCAUGGUCAAGAGAGAAAAAGCGGCGGUUUACUCAGAUAUCAGCCGCACCAGUACUGCGAACCUUCGACCCUCAUUGGGCGAGGACGCGCUUCUUCAUGAACUGGUGGCUCAGUUCCUGGCUCAUGAUGGCUACAUCGAAACAGCUCGAGCCUUUGCUGAAGAAGUGGCAGCUGAGACAGCGGCAUUGAACGGCCAUGGAGAUCCGUUGAAGAAAUAUGAAGUGGAAGAGGAUCUCGAAGCGAUUAACCGGCAGAAAAUCCGGGCAGCCAUUUUGGAUGGCGAUAUCGACAAAGCCUUGAAAUAUACUAAUGCCUACUACCCCAAAGUCCUAGAAGACUACCCUCACAUUCAAUUUAAAUUACGAUGUCGCAAAUUCUUGGAGAUGAUGCGUCAAUCGAACGAUCUGUCGAUGGCAGCCGCAGCCAAGCGCAGCAAGUCAGCUUCCAACGGAGUCUCGGACGGUAAUGCUGUGUAUGGUCAGGAGAUGGAAGUGGACGACCAAACGCAAGACGGAGACGGGUGGGAAGCCGAUGGCAUGGACACGGACGAUCCAGAAGCAGCAGCCAAGUUCCAGACGCUCCUGACGGAGGCCGUGCAGUACGGACAGCAGUUGCGUAUGGACUAUCCGACCGACGAACGAGGGGGCAACAAGAAAAUGCUGGACGACAUAUUUUCUCUAGUAGCAUAUCCGGAUCCACGACGAUCAGUUCACGGACAUUAUCUGGACCCGGCUGGACGAGUGGUGGUUGCUGAAGAGCUGAACUCGGUCAUUUUAGUCUCUUUAGGGAAAGCAUCGUCGGCGGCGCUGGAGCGAGUUUACCAGCAAACAGAGGCACUGGUGAAUGAGGUUAGUGACGAGGGGGGUGCGGGGGCGUUUAUCAAUAAAUUUGUCCGGGCCAUGGAAUACAAAUACGAACAUCAUCAUCCGAUUAAUAAUGGCGGCAUUAUACGUUGUUGUUGUGGUCAGCCCGAGUGCGCAUUCCUGCGCGAAAACCAGUUGGCGCUGGAGGCUGUUGAGAAGAACCUCGAGACCGCCGCGCGAUUGGGACAGGCCCUCCUCCAUCGCCAUGAGUCCUACAUCGCCGAGGCAGAAGAGGACCGUCGCCGGUUACUCGACAGCAUCGACGCCCUCGAGCGCGAGCGUCGACAAGUCCAGACUGAAAAUGCGCGCAUGAUCCAGGAGAACAGGAGUCUGGUCGAGCAGCUCGAUGCGUUGAAUAAUACCGUCGCUGAUUCCGACGCGCAUGUUAACUCGUUGGCUGUUGCGUUGGAGAACACCGAGGCUGAGCUGCGUACUGUUAGUGCUAGUGCUGCGCGGGCGGCGGAGCUGGAGGCUCAACUUAAUCGCAUGGAAAUUGAGCAGUCAAGGUUGCAGGAUAGUUUGAUGUCUGCGCGUGAGGAUGAGAAGUCUGCUUCGACGCGGUGGAAGAAGGCUGAUUCGACAAUGCGCGAGCUACAUGAGCAGGUUGAGCGGUUGGAGAAGGAGGCGCGCGAGGGGCGAGAGAGUCAUGCGGAUCUUGUCCAACGUAUGGAGCGGCAGAGAACUGUUGAGCGGGAGCUGGAUGGUGCGGCUGGACGGUUGAAGGGUGCUGCUCCAGUGCACCAACAUGUUGGCCGCCAGCCUCAUCAGACCAGUGUUGUUUCGCGCUUUGUUAGGGAUAUCUUGCAGGACAAUGCGAAUCUGCAGAUUGGGGUCAUGGAGCUGCGGGAUAUGCUCGAGAGUUCGAAUCAGGAGGUGCAGAACUUGCGCGACCAGGUUCUGUCGCAUCACCCGCUAAACCAUGACGAGGGAGAUGGAGAGGAACGCAGACCGUCGUCUGAAUCCCAGCCGGCAGUAGGCAAGAGACUGAGCCAGGAGUUGGACGGACCUCGUGUAUCGCCAGAGUACCACAUCCAUCAUCACUAUCACCCGCCGUCGUCGACACCAAAGAAGGAGAAGCCGAAGCUGAGCCGUCGAUUGACAAAGAAGAGACGUUCGCUGGGCAAUCCGGCCUUGAUGCAUUCGGCCCGUCAACCGUCUGUCUCCUCCACAUCGACGAUCCUCUCUCAGACCUCUGUUUCUAUUCCUCCGUCAUCGCAUCGUUGGUCCGCGCAUUCGUCUGCUACAGAGUCGCUGGCAAGCUCCCCGACUUCAGGAUGCCACAACCGUCCAACAUCCAUCUUUGACCGGAUGGAGCGAGGAUUCGAUUCAUCCCAGCCAACAAGUCCAGAGUUAUCUCCUAUGUUCAAGGGGGUAGCUCGACAGGGCAGGACUCUCGAUCUCCCGUUCAGAGAAGACUCAUUUGGCCGCGCUAUCGAGGAUGAACUUGCGAAUCUGGAUGCCCUGAAUGACCACUGCACAACCGUUCCCGCAAUCCCAGAAGAGGGAGAAGACUAUUUGCAAGAGAACGGUAACCAACGACCCGUAACGCCCGACAUGUACCUUCGCCGUCGACGCGGUUCUCACGAUAGCUUCCUAUCCGUGGCAGGCAUGGACAUUCACACGCCCAGUCGUCGACGCUCUCGCACGGGCGGACCGGGACCAAUACCCAUUGCUGGAAUCCAUCGUCGCAACUUCUCGUCCGGCGAAGUAUACUCGACGCCGCCGGUGAUCGCGACGACAACUGUCACGGCCGAUCGAGAGGCCCCGUCUAAGAACCCGCACUCCCCGCGCAGCCUGUUGGCAUCUGUCUGUCGAAGCCAGGGCCAGUCCCAGGAGACAGAAAACACACCAGCAGCGCGCACCUCACCAUCACGCAAGCCAUCAAUUACCCGACGAGUCGGCGGCUGGGUACGAGGACGCUGGGGAACAGCACCUGUGGCUGCACCUGCACCUCGGCCAUCUGAAACUGCAUCCCAAACACAGCCACCAAGCUCAUCACCAGCCGUGGAUGCGCUCACCAGGAACCAGAAUAAGGCUAAGGCGGAGCAUGUACCUGCGCCUGACGCUGCGUUCCGGUUCCGGCAUCCUGGCGUCAACCAAAAGGGCCCGAUUAUGGGGUUUCGGCCGUCGCCUCAUCCGCCUAUCUCUGUGCAUGCGGAGGCUGUGGAUGAGGGGGCGUUGAGGGAGAGUUUGGCCGAGUAG
Molecule: messenger RNA, 4404 nt
Organism: Aspergillus glaucus CBS 516.65
Lineage: Eukaryota; Fungi; Ascomycota; Eurotiomycetes; Eurotiales; Aspergillaceae
Exons: 9
Coding region: 1-4404 (1467 amino acids)
Biological process (GO): cell surface receptor signaling pathway; cytoskeleton organization
Cellular component (GO): cytoplasm
Molecular function (GO): protein binding
Source: RefSeq, a predicted model, not a curated record